CAUCAUGCUCUACUAAUAAUCGUAUAGGCCAAGGCUGUGCAAUUCAAAUUUUUGUUUCACUUUAUAAAAGAAGCUCACAUGCUACUCAAUUUAGCAGCUCACAUGCUGGCUAAAUUGGCUCUCAUCUCACAACUCAGGUUGCGUGGAAGGGUUCUGUUCUUGCAACUAUCAGUAGCUAUGUAGCUACGUACUCUUUGUAUGAACUAAUUUCUUUUUCAUUAAUAUAGCUUGAAGUAUUGCCCCUCAGAAAAAAAAAAAAAAAAAAAAAAAGUAUUUGCCUAGUUUCAAGGGCAUCUUACAAGUGCUCUUUUUUUCUAUGGAAGCUAGCAUUAGCUGAUAUUCUGAUAAGCUAGACUGGUCGAGGAGUGAACUCCACAGAACGUAAGGUUCAUGAACCACUUGGCGCGUGAACAGAACGCGCGGCUAUAUGGCAAGUGAAAUACUGGAUAUGAAGACGUCGUCGUGGGUCCCAUUUCUUCAGACGUCGUGGGUCCCCAGUUUCUUCAUCCUCUUCCGUCCUCUUCCGUUAACCCAGGCCAGCACUGAACACCUGCCGCACCAGUACGAACGGCGGCGUCAAGAAUCGACGAGGUGUUGAGGUAGCCGGAUUCUCUCCGGCAAGUUGGAGAAUGAUCGGAGUGAUGGUAAUCAGAAGUGGGGAAUGGCUUGCCCCGUGAGCUUCCGGCGGAGGAUGGUGGCCACUGACGGCAUGGUUUGGAGUGAAUGAGAGACGAAGUGGACUUGGGUGGCAGUGUUACUGUGUUCAUGGUUUUGUUAGGUGCUCUGUGCCCGGAUGCGGUUAGGUAACCGCGCGUGUCGGUCAGGCGCGGAAUUACGGCUUGGUGCAGGUGGACUUGGUCCACAGAACACUCUUCGGUGAUAUUGCUAGCAUUAAUCGCAGGUGGCCAGGUGCCAACUUGCCAUGUGCUGGUUCAAGAAAGUCGUCCCUUCUGUCCAUAUCAGAGGAACUCCAACAGCUUCCGUACAUAUGCUGUGUCUAUAUUAAGUUGCACCACUACUCUGAAUUCGAAGCUUGCUUUAUCUGAGGCUGUGAUCAUAUGGCUUGCAAUAUGAACAGAGGCGUUUCUUCUUCUUCUUCUUCUUCUUUUACUCCGAUUAGGUGGAGUUACGAUGUGUUCUUGAGUUUUAGAGGUGAAGAUACACGUAAUAAUUUUACUGGCCAUUUGUAUUCUGCUUUGUGCCAGAGGGGUCUUCACACCUUCAUAGAUGAUCGUGAUCUUAGAAAAGGAGAAGAGAUUGGACCAACACUUGUCAAAGCAAUUCAGGAGUCAAGGGUUUCUGUCAUUGUAUUCUCUGAAAACUAUGCAUCCUCCAAAUGGUGCUUGGAUGAACUCCUCAUCAUCCUUGAUUGUAAAGAAUCAAAGCGACAACUUGUUUGGCCCAUUUUUUACAAGGUGGAUCCUUCAGAUGUAAGAAAUCAGAGAGGCAGCUUUGCUGAGGCAAUGCAUCAACAUGAAGUGCGGUUCAACUUCAACAUGGACCAGGUGCAGAGAUGGAGGACAGCUCUUACUCACGCAGCUAGUCUAUCUGGAUGGCAUUUUCCGGACGGGCAUGAAUCCAAGUUUAUCCAAAAUAUUGUGGAAGAGAUCUCAAUUCAAGUAUCAAAUCGGACAUACUUGAAAGUUGCCAAGUAUCCCGUAGGACUGGAAUCUCGUGUCCGGGAUAUGCACGAGCUUCUAUGUGUUGAGGAAAAUGAUGUUCGCAUGGUGGGAAUAUGGGGAAUUGGAGGAAUUGGUAAGACAACUGUUGCCAAAGCUGUAUAUGGGUCCAUUGCUCAUCGAUUUGAAGGUAGCUGUUUUUUGGAAAAUGUGAGAGAAAGGUCAUUAGUGCCACAUGAAGGCUUGGUUCAACUGCAAGAAACUCUUCUUUCCAAAAUUUUAGGGGGUGUAGGAGUGAAGCUGAGCAAUGUUGAUGAUCCUGCUUAUGAAAUAGAGAAAAGACUUUGGAAUAAGAGGGUUCUUAUUAUUUUAGAUGAUGUGGAUCAUCUCAAGCAAUUAGAAAACUUAGCAGGGGGAUAUAAUUGGUUUGGUGCGGGUAGUAGAGUUAUCAUAGCAACUAGAGAUAAACAUCUGUUAAUUGCUCAUGGAGUUAAUUUAACAUACAAGGUCAAGGAAUUAGAAUUCUGUGAAGCUUUUGAGCUUUUCAGUUGGAAUUCCUUCAAAAAAGACCGACCUAAGGAUGAUUAUGUGAAACUUGUUGAGCGUGCUGUCUAUUAUACCAAAGGCCUUCCAUUAGCUCUGACGGUUUUAGGUUCUCAUCUUUUUGGUAGAAGCAUAGAAGAGUGGCAAGAUGCAUUGGAUAGUUAUGAAAGAAUUCCUAAUAAAGAAGUCCAAGAAAUACUUAAAAUAAGUUUCAAUGGAUUAGAAGAUCAUCAGAAGGAAGUUUUCCUUGACAUUGCAUGUUUUUUCAAAGGAGAAGAUAAAGAGUUUAUAAUGGAUGUCCUAAGAAGUUGUGACUUGUACCCAGUAAUAAGUAUUGCAGUGCUCAUAGAUAAGUCCCUCUUAGCGAUUAGUGAAAGUAAUGCGCUAUGUAUGCAUGACUUAAUCGAAGACAUGGGCAAGGAAAUAGUGCGUCAAGAAUCACCCACAGAACCGGGUGAACGCAGUAGAUUGUGGUUUCAUAAGGAUGUUUUACAUGUUCUAACAGAAGAAACAGGAACAAGUAAAGUUCGAGGCCUAAAGAUAGAAAUGCCCAAAAAAGAAGAGAUCCAUGUGGGUGCUGAAGCCUUGUUAAGAAUGAGGAAUCUCAGAUACUUGAUAAAUCGAAAUUCAAGCCUUGUUGGAAACAUUGGUUAUCUGCCCAACUCGUUAAGGUUCCUUGAUUGGUACAAAUAUCCUCUUGAAUCCCUACCAUCCAAUUUUAAUCCAAAGAAACUUGUUGCACUCAAUAUGCCUUCCAGCAACAUAUCACGUUUCGGACAGUCGAUCACGAAACUUGAUAGAUUGAAAUCUAUGGACUUCACUGGAUGUGAAAUGCUAAAAGAAAUCCCGGACUUCUCAGGAUUUCCGAAUUUACAGAAAUUGAUUCUUAGAGAAUGUAGGAGUUUAGUCGGGAUUCAUGAUUCUGUUGGAACCCUUGAUAAGCUUGUGAGUUUGUCUGUGCAAGAUUGCUCUAACCUUACAAGGUUUCCCACAAGACUUGGCAUGAAAUCACUGAAAGUUCUUAAUAUGAAAGGUUGCAAACUGCUGGAGAGCUUCCCUGAAAUUGAGGCUGGAACCAUGGAACAUUUGCAGAACAUAUAUCUACAGUGUUGCGAAAACCUUAAAACUCUUCCAAGCAGCAUCUAUCAGUUGAAACAUCUGCUGCAUCUUGAGGUCAGAGGCUGUCCAAAACUUCUUACAUUUCCAAUGUCAGCGACAACAUCCACCAUCAAGCAGUAUUUAUCUGAUGACAAUAAUAAUGAAGACUACUCAGUACCGGUGUUUCCUGUGCUGACGUUUUUGCGAGUCGGAGACUGCAACAUUUCAGAAUGUGAUUUCUUGAUUCCAUUUAGUUGUUUGUCCACCCUGACCUUUCUUGAUCUAUCAGGAAGCAGUUUUGGUAGCCUUCCAACAUGGAUUAUCAAGUUUGGUAACUUGCAGUGGCUCAUAUUACGCGAUUGCAAGAGGCUUCAAGAAAUUCCACAGCUUUCUCCAAGCAUAAAAGGAAUAAAUGCAAGUGGCUGCAAAUCUUUGGAAAGAUUUUCAAAAUUUUCCAAUAUUUUUGUCACGCCCCGAAUUUUGAAUAAUAAAUUCAAAUCCGAAACAUGAAUAAUUACAAUUACA
Molecule: messenger RNA, 3785 nt
Organism: Rosa rugosa (rugosa rose)
Lineage: Eukaryota; Viridiplantae; Streptophyta; Magnoliopsida; Rosales; Rosaceae
Product: disease resistance protein RPV1-like
Exons: 5
Coding region: 1059-3770 (903 amino acids)
Biological process (GO): signal transduction; defense response
Molecular function (GO): ADP binding
Source: RefSeq, a predicted model, not a curated record